CUUUAUGUUACUUUAUAUCCUAGGAUCAAGCAUGGUAAUGGAUGAGGAAAGCUGGAUGGUUCCCAUCAGUAAAGAUGCUUAUGAAGUGCUUCGGGGAAGAGAGUCCAGUCUAAAUGAGCUCUUGUACAAGAAGUUUGCUUGUACGUUGGCCUUCAAAAGUAUAAAACACGCCAGUGAAGUAUAUAGGAAAAUACUAAAGGAUGGGAUCCACGUUUCUGUUUGCAAAGAUGAUCUCACGAUGCAUGAGGCUGAUGCUUUGGUGAAUGCAGCCAAUGAAUAUCUGCAUCAUACAGGAGGUCUUGCUCUUGCCCUCUUGAAUGCUGGAGGGCCAGAAAUAAAAAAUCAAAGCAAUUCUCUCGUUCAGCAAUAUGGAAGUGUCUCAGUUGGCCAAAUAGCUGUGACAGGUGGAGGAAAGCUUCCUUGUAAGAAAAUUAUCCAUGCAGUUGGUCCAAUAUGGCACUCCUUCCACAAAGACAAAUGUUGCAGCCUACUUGAGCAAGCCAUUGUGAAUGUCCUGAAGUAUGCUAAUGCUCCAGAAAAUAAUAUAAAAUCUGUGGCUAUCCCAGCAGUGAGCUCAGGUAUUUUUGGCUUCCCAGUUGAUUUGUGUGCACAAGUGAUUGUCAUGGCUAUAAGGGAGUUUGUUGAGAGAAGUCAACCAGGUUGCCUCAAGGAGAUCCGUCUGGUGAACAUUUGUGAGCCCACAGUUGCAGAAAUGAAAARAGCUUGUGAGAUGUUGCUAGGUGAGGACAGUUUGUGCCAGGAAAAUCUGUCAGCUCUGCAAAGCCAGCCUCCAGCUCUCAUCACAGAUGGACGCAUUCGUUUGCGUGUCAAAAGAGGACUUAUUGAAAGGCAGAAGACUACAGCUAUUGUUAAUUCGGUGCUCAAGGAUAGCAGUGUUUUCCGUGGUGUUCCAAAGGGAAUACUGCAGUUCGGAGGUCCAGCUCUUCGAAGUGAACUUAUGUCUYAUUUUAAUUCUUCAUAUUUUAAGAAGCUCAUAAAAACACGUGGGCAUAAUCUGCCCUGCGAGUUAGUACUGCAUGUUGUAUGGCCACCAGACCAACACAAGGUGUUACUAUGCAAGGAACUAAAAGCUGCAGUGAAAAGCUGCUUGGAUUACAUUUCAAAUUGGGAGGCUCCUUCAAUUUCCUUCCCCACAGAGGGCAUUUGGUCGCAUUAUCUGCCUGUGGAUGUAAUUGCAGGGGUCAUGACUGAAGCAGUUCUUAAUUUUGCUAGGGAACACCCCAAGAGGCAGAUAGAUGUACAGUUCGUGAUCCACCCAGAUGACUAUAAUGCCUAUCAGAUUUUCCAGAGCAAACUUUUUUCUGCAGCAAACAAAGUGGAAAAAAACCAACAUUACAAGAGCACUGAUGGUUUGAGUGCAGAGUCAAGCAGGCAAAGAGAAAAUAGAAACAAUGAAACAGCUAUUGAACUUAAGGGGUGCAUCCUUGCAACAUUGGAGGCAGCAGAACUGUGGAUCCAAAACCUGCUAGAAACUCAGGAACAUCACCAUGCUGCGAUUGAAAACAACUACAUCUUUAGCCUUGGUAAAAAAGAGUUUGCAGAGCUAGCUCGAAAGCAGCCUUCCAGCGUGCAGAUAUCAGAAGAAGUGAAAGAAGGAAAAGCAAGACUAAAAUUUCAUGGCCCCCCCGGUGCUGUCAUUGAUGCGGUGCUUGCAGCUGAAAAAUUACUCCUUCGUAUGCAACAGAACACUACAGCCAGACAGGAAGAACUGCUGCACUUCUGGGGCCAACUGGAAGCAGCUCAUCUUUCAGAACACCUUGCUGUGGCGAACAGUCCUGCCCCCUUUCAGGUUUCAGUGUUGGAAUCAAACCAGCAGGAGUUUACAAACAGACAAAAAGAGUUUGAAAAAGCUGGGCUUCAUAUUCUCAAGAUAGAAAAAAUACAGAAUCCUCUUCUAUUUGCUGCAUUCAAACAAAUGAAAACAAGAAUGGAAGAAAAACGAGCUACCUCCAAAAUAAGCCACACGUUGUACCAGCGAGUCCCUGUUCAGUUCUGUGGCUUGGUCUGCCAAACUGGAUUUCACAGGACAUACUCGCCACCGGCAGAGCAGAACUAUGGAGCUGGCAUCUACUUCAAGAGGAACCCCAGAAGCCUAAUCCAGUUUAAAAAGGAGUGGAAAACAGAUUGUAUAAUGCAUGUGUUUGAGGCUGAGGUAUUAACAGGCUUAUACACUCGAGGUAAAGAGUCCUAUAUUACACCACCACUCGUGGAGGGAGAUGGCAGGGCAGAGUAUCACAGCGUGGUAGAUGAUGUAAACAGCCCUGACACCUUUGUCAUUUUCAACAGCAUUCAGGCCCUUCCCCAGUAUUGGUUGACUUGUACCCYGAUUCAGGGUGGAGGGUCUGGGUCUUCUGAGAAGACCAGCAGUUCCCUGUAUGUGAAUUAAUCACAACUCCAAUCCUGCAGAGACCCCCUCAAAACAAAGUCUAGCACUUUGACUCCAAGAGAAUGCUCUUAAAGCAUGUU
Nothoprocta perdicaria is the source of this 2487-nucleotide messenger RNA. RefSeq names its product poly(ADP-ribose) polymerase family member 9 (gene PARP9). Lineage: Eukaryota; Metazoa; Chordata; Aves; Tinamiformes; Tinamidae. The transcript is spliced from 8 exons. Gene Ontology annotation, cellular component: cytoplasm; nucleus. The record is from RefSeq and is a predicted model, not a curated record. The coding region runs from base 5 to 2407 and encodes 800 amino acids. Gene Ontology annotation, biological process: positive regulation of type II interferon-mediated signaling pathway; negative regulation of gene expression. Gene Ontology annotation, molecular function: transcription corepressor activity; NAD+ poly-ADP-ribosyltransferase activity; ubiquitin-like protein ligase binding.